Molecule: messenger RNA, 649 nt
Organism: Arachis stenosperma
Lineage: Eukaryota; Viridiplantae; Streptophyta; Magnoliopsida; Fabales; Fabaceae
Product: cytochrome c oxidase copper chaperone 2-like
Exons: 2
Coding region: 231-446 (71 amino acids)
Cellular component (GO): mitochondrial intermembrane space
Molecular function (GO): copper ion binding; copper chaperone activity
Source: RefSeq, a predicted model, not a curated record
AGCACCGCGAACCUCCGUAGUUCAUAGCGUGUUUUAGAAGCAGCUGCACUACCCAUUGGUAGCUGCCACAAAACGUGAAAACGGACCCCGCAAAUUUCUCAGCUUUGGAAUCCAACUUUUUGAACGCAUAAAUUAGGGAACGCCUUGAACUCAAAAACAACGCAACGCCAAGUCUCAUACGAUCCAAUCUAACCAUCCUUAAGACAAUUUUGGCUGAAGACUUUGAUUCAAUGGGUGAAGCAAAGCAAUGUUCUUCUUCUUCUGUUAAUGGCAGCAGCAGCACCAUAAGUUCUGAAGCCCCAAAACCGAGGAAGAAAAUCUGCUGUGCUUGCCCUGAAACCAAGAGGCUCAGAGAUGAAUGCAUAGUUCAGCAUGGUGAAGACUCUUGUACAAAAUGGAUUGAAGCUCACCGUUUGUGUCUUCGUUCUGAGGGGUUCAAUGUUUGAUUGUGGUAAUUUUUAUUUUUAAAUUUUUUUAAAAAAAGGGGAUAUUUUGGAGGGAUAAUUGGUUUUGAAAUUACAUUAUUGUGUUUUAAAAUCUUAGUAUAAGGAAUGGAAUUCAUAGUUUCAUAAUUUAUUGUAAUGAAUCAGGAGGUUUUGUCCUGGUUAAUCUUCUUGCUGAAACUUUAAAUUGAAAUGACUGGUUGAUA